Messenger RNA from Pelobates fuscus (common spadefoot toad), 2778 nucleotides. It is a transcript of the gene PREP, whose product is annotated as prolyl endopeptidase. Lineage: Eukaryota; Metazoa; Chordata; Amphibia; Anura; Pelobatidae. Gene Ontology annotation, molecular function: serine-type endopeptidase activity; oligopeptidase activity. The transcript is spliced from 15 exons. Gene Ontology annotation, cellular component: cytosol. The record is from RefSeq and is a predicted model, not a curated record. Gene Ontology annotation, biological process: proteolysis. The coding region runs from base 161 to 2302 and encodes 713 amino acids.
CUCGUCCUAUUGCCUUCGGUUCCUUCCUGACUUCCCGGAUUGACAGAACGUUCUAUUGUCUGUGUUCUCGUGAUCCCUCUAGGCCUGUCCAUAGCCGCUCUGCUGUCUGUCUCCUGUCCGAGCUGUGCUGUCAGUCUGUCCCCCGCCUCCUAUACUCACCAUGCCGCAGCAGCAGACCUUCCAGUACCCAGAAGCCGCCCGAGAUGAGAGUGCAGUUGAUGACUAUCAUGGUGUGAAGAUUUGUGAUCCAUACAGAUGGCUUGAAGACCCAGACAGUGAGCAGACGAAGGCGUUUGUUGAAGCCCAGAACAAUAUUACAGUUCCUUUUUUGGAGCGGUGUCCAGUCAGAAAAUUGUUUAAGGAGCGUAUGACAGAACUAUAUGACUAUCCCAAGUACAGCUGUCAUUCCAAGAAAGGCAAUAGGUAUUUUUAUUUCUACAAUUCGGGUCUACAGAACCAGCGAGUGUUGUAUGUGCAAGAUACCCUGGAUGCGGAACCCCACAUUUUCCUUGAUCCAAAUACAUUUUCUGAAGAUGGCACAAUUGCCUUGCGAGGCUGUGCUUUCAGCGAGGAUGGAGAAUAUUUUGCCUAUGGAUUAAGUGAUAGUGGCUCUGACUGGGUAACUAUCAAAUUCAUGAAAGUUUCCAAUAAAGAACAUCUCCCAGAUGUGCUGAAAAGAGUGAAAUUUAGCUGCAUGUCCUGGACACAUGAUGGUGCUGGAAUUUUCUACAACUGCUAUCCAAAACAAGAUGGUAAAAGUGAUGGCACAGAAACAUCCACCAACCUGCAUCAAAAACUGUUCUACCAUGUCUUGGGAACAGACCAGUCGAAAGAUAUUUUAUGUGCUGAAUUUCCAGAUGAACCCAAAUGGAUGGGUGGUGCUGAGGUCUCCGAUGACGGCCAGUAUGUUUUAUUGUCUAUACGAGAGGGAUGUGAACCGGUUAACCGAUUGUGGUACUGCAAUUUACAGAAGCUGCCAAAUGGCAUUACUGAAAUUCUCCCGUGGGUGAAGCUAAUAGAUAACUUCGAAGGAGAAUAUGAAUACAUCACAAAUGAAGGGACAGUUUUCACCUUUAAAACUAACCGCAAUGCACCAAACUACAAGUUAAUUAACAUAGACUUCAAUGAUCCUGAAGAAUCCAAGUGGAAAGAGCUUAUUCCGGAACAUAAUAAAGAUGUCUUAGAGUGGGUAUCAUGCGUCCGUUCCAACUAUCUUGUCCUAUGCUACCUCCAUGAUGUGAAAAACCUCUUACAACUGCAUGACUUGGCCUCUGGAAAUUACUUAAAGACUUUCCCUCUGGAUGUUGGCAGCGUUGUGGGAUACAGUGGGCAGAAAAAAGACUCUGAAAUAUUUUACCAGUUCACUUCCUUUUUAUCACCAGGUAUUAUUUAUCACUGUGACCUGACCAGCGGGGAGUUGGAACCCAGGGUUUUCCGUGAAAUAACCGUUAAAGGAUUUAAUCCAUCCGACUACCAGACUGUACAGGUUUUUUACCCCAGCAAAGAUGGAACCCAAGUACCAAUGUUUAUUGUUCACAAAGCAGGCAUACACCUGGAUGGUUCUCACCCUGCCUUUCUAUACGGCUAUGGUGGAUUCAACAUAUCCAUCACACCAAGUUACGAUGUGUCCAGGCUUAUCUUUGUGAGGCAUCUUGGUGGAAUUCUCGCUGUUGCCAAUAUCAGAGGUGGUGGUGAAUAUGGUGAAACCUGGCAUAAAGGUGCAAUCCUUGGUAACAAGCAGAACUGUUUUGACGACUUCCAAUGUGCUGCUGAGUACCUGAUCAAGGAAAAAUACUCCUCUCCGCAAAAGAUAACAAUCAACGGGGGCUCGAAUGGAGGCCUGUUAGUGGCUGCAUGUUGUAAUCAGCGCCCUGAUCUAUUUGGAUGUGCAAUCGCUCAGGUCGGUGUGAUGGACAUGUUGAAGUUCCAUAAGUUCACAAUUGGCCAUGCAUGGACCACGGACUUUGGAUGCUCAGACAACAAAGAAGACUUCAAAUGGUUACACAAAUAUUCCCCGCUUCACAACAUCAAGGCGUUAGAAGACAAUGGAACGCAGUACCCAGCCACUCUGCUUCUCACAGCUGACCAUGAUGAUAGAGUUGUACCUUUACAUUCCCUGAAAUUUAUAGCUACUCUGCAACAUGAAGUGGGAAAAAAUAAAACCCAGACAAACCCACUCAUGAUUCACGUGGACACCAAGGCUGGCCAUGGCGCAGGGAAACCUACUGCUAAAGUAAUAGAGGAGGUGUCUGACAUGUUUGCUUUUAUUGCAAAAUGUACAGGUCUUGACUGGGUUGAAUGAGUUCAAUGUAUAAGGUCUGCUUAUGAAAACAAGGGCUUUACAAACACAAUCUAAAGAUCAAAUAUUCAUAUGUAAACUUCACAGAUGGAAUUCAUCAAUCAAUCAUCUUUUUGCUUAAUGUUAUUGUUAUGCCAUCUUUUUAAACAUAUCACAGGUGGGAGGGUUGGAUUGUUUAUUUGAGCCGACAUGUUCUGCAAGUUACACUGACUUGUCUAUAAAUUGUAUGCAUUUUACACGAAUGCUAUGGAAGUUGGUCAUAUGUACAAUAUAUUUAUGAUCCAUAUCAAAUUAAUUCUUUCAUUGUCUAUCACAUUUAAUUUUAUUCUUAUUUGAAGGGAAAGACAGACCAUCUGUGAGUUGUUUUUUUUUUAAAUUCUUCACUUCGACUUUUUGUAUUGUACCUUUAAUGUGCUUGGGUAGUUGUUGCACAGUCCUGACAUUGGCAACUAAAGUGGAAUUAAAGCUGUUAAAACGUC